This is a messenger RNA of Actinia tenebrosa (Australian red waratah sea anemone), 4989 nucleotides long. RefSeq lists its product as uncharacterized. Gene Ontology annotation, cellular component: RNA polymerase II transcription regulator complex. Lineage: Eukaryota; Metazoa; Cnidaria; Anthozoa; Actiniaria; Actiniidae. Gene Ontology annotation, biological process: positive regulation of transcription by RNA polymerase II. The record is from RefSeq and is a predicted model, not a curated record. Gene Ontology annotation, molecular function: DNA-binding transcription factor activity; protein dimerization activity.
CAUGCAGCAGAGGAGCCGCAGAAGAGCCACAGAGGACACAGAGGGAAACUACUACAGCAACACAAAAUGAGCUAGACAAGACAACAAAAGGAUCUACCAAACAGACAUCGAAGCAAAACCAUCAAAACGACCAGAAUUCAAUAACGUCUUUUCAGACUAAUAAUGUCGUCAGUUCACCAUCGGCUUCUGAACAAAACUCUCAAAAUUCUGCGUCUUCAGUCCCGACAUCUAUGAACAAACCUGACGUAGUCCCACAGUCUGUUGUAGAAGCCAUAAUUAAUCAAGGAUUUCCAGCAUUGGCCAAGACAACAAAGCCGAUUCCUGCCAGUGUUUUUUCAUAUCGUUUUGCUUCUCCAUCCAAUAACCAGACACCAUACUACAUCUCUUCUGACAUAGUAUUGAGUGGCGGAAUAGCACAACAGACGAGGAGAAGAAUCGUCCACAAUGAAGUCGAAAGAAGAAGAAAAGAUAAAAUUAAUGGAUGGAUAACCAAAUUAGCUGAAACAAUUCCUGGAUGUUUACAAGGAAAACAGAGUAAAAAUUUGGUCUUAGAGAGGGCUGUGGAUUAUUUUAAAGAGGUGAACAAUAAAGUGGCUCAGUUGGAGGAAUGUCAGCAGCAAAGGAACAGCCUUGUUCUAGACAACCAAGCACUCAAGCAAAGACUUGAAGUCCUCCAGAAACAGAACGACAAAUUGCAAGAACUUCUUCGUAAGAACAAUAUUAACGUACCAGAGAACCUAGGCUGUACUACUUCGACUGCCACACAAUCUACUCAAAGUGUUACAAUUACCAAUGAACACCAACCACAUUUUUCUGGCCAAUUAGGGGUCUCUGAUAACACCGUUGUUACAUGGAUGACACCUGGGAAGACACCAAUGGCUACCUCUUCUACUUGCAUUAGCACUGCUACAGAAAUUAGUCCAAGCUUUAGUCAAUCAGUAAAGGAAGUACUGAUAUCUCCAAGCUUAUCAAUUGGGUCUAGUGUCUCCACAACAAGUCCUGUUCAACAGCCAAAUUAUUCGUCGUAUACUGUUUCAUCAAUAAUGAAUGAGCUACCUGAAGGUGUUGUCUCACUUGUAGAUAGUAACAACACACAGGAAAAUGUUCCUUCUUCUGCAACGUUGACAGUUGGUGUGAAUAAUACUGCUGUCAAUAAUACUGCUAGUAAUAACAGUGUUAUGUCAGCAGCCGUUCCUGUUGCUGUAACUAAUAAAUUAAAUACCCAGACACUUGGUUCCCUUUGUGUUCCUGAGGGAAGAGCCAUAAUGGGUAGUCAAAAUUGUACUGUGCAAGACGUUGAAGCUCAAGGAAGUAAUGGAACAGGAACAGUGUAUCUUGCUGGCAGUGGAGGAAUUAUCACACAAGGCAAAGGGACAUCUGCACCUCAGGUUGUCCUUUGUCAGGCACCAAAAGUCUCAGGUACUCAUGGGUCUGCUUCUAUUAAUGUCCCUAAAGGCAUAUUUGUGGCCCCUGUGGUGACACAGAGUUCUAAUGUUCUUAACUUGUCCCAUCAAGCAGCUCCAGUAGUCUCCAAUAAUAACAUAAUUAUUCGGACUCAAGGACCUAUUGUAACUCUAGGUAAUCCUGCUGUACCAAGUGCACCUGCAACAGCAAGAAGCAUAUCAAACAAGCCUUUGUUCAGCAGUUCUCUUAAUGGCAUUAGUUCUACAGAAGCAUCUCAGAAAAGUACUUUGUUACAACCUCAAGGAGUUGUCGCCUUGAAUAGAUACGUAACAACAGUUCCCUCCACAACCACAAACAAUCCAGUCAACCAGGGAUUUCUUCCCAUGACAAUCAAUCAAGGUGUAUCCAUGGCAACAGACAAUGUAUGCGUACUUCCUUCUAAUGCCUUACAGCCAGGACUAGUGAUACUGAAUACAAAUACUGCACCUGUAGUUAAUUCUAUUCCCCUUACUUCUCAAGCGUUGUCAGAAUCAGCUUCAACACCUAGUCAUCUGAUAACAGGAAACUUGACUUCGGGGCUGGUCACCUUAAAUGUACCCCCUAAGCCAGUGGGUGUGGUCACUGGAACACCCAAUAAAAUACUUCAACAACCCCAAAAUCUUGUUGCGGUUAAUAUUCCUCAGGCGGCCCUGCAGGUAAAUUGCACCACAUCUGCAACCACGACGUCUUAUGGCAAUGCCUUGGUCAGUCUGCCAACAUCAUCUGCUAACUUUACCCCAUCAUCUCGAACGGCAUUUGUUAUUGUUCGUAGUACGCAGCCACAACAGACUGUACACUACACCAUCCCUUCCCAGGCAGUCUCGCAAAUCAACUAUAAUGUAGGAGAGAUGAGAAAUGCAACGACAAAUUGUGUCACUUUAAUGUCAACAAGAACCACUCCUUCAACUGUUGCACAACCAGCGUUAUUUCAAACAAAUACGGGAGUUCUUCAGCCUCCGUGUCCAUUUUCGUUCAAUGUUUCUUCAAGUACUGGCUCUGCUAUUAGCACAACCACUUGUGCACAAAACAGUCAAAAAAGCUUCUCGUCGUCCUUGACUAACAGAACCUCCACUCUUGUUUCGUCACAGCCUUUCACAAAGACACCAAAAAGCGUAAAUGCCAAGAAGAGGCCUUCAAGUAGAUCACAUUCAAAUUCAAAGUCUAAAAAAGCUAAACAAUCUAAAUCAAGCCAACAGGGCGUUUCUAAUUCGACUUCAAAUCUAACUAGUACGUCAUCGACUUCCCAAGUCUUGACAUCUACAAGAAAUGAAACGAAUGAACCACACAGGAAUCCCAACUCGAUGGAUAUCUGUCAACAUGAAGAUAUGCUGAGCAUACAGAAUUUUAGUAUUAGUAGCCUUAUACCAAGUAUUGAUGCACAGACAUCAGCAAAGUCCAGCUCCCCCCUGAAUACUAAGUUGUCUGAUAAUGUCGUUAGGACGACCGGAGACAGCACAAGACAAGUUAGAACUUCACAACCAGCAAGUAGUAAUCAACGGUUAUCACACAGUAUUGACUCGUUGACUGGAAGAAACAAUGUCAUUGGACAAGCUCAAAACGGUUUUCAACAACACCAACAGCAAUCGCAAUCCAACAUUCUCAGCUUCUCGGCCGAGUCGUUGCUGGGGUCUGGUGACGACCUCGUUCCUAACAUUCAACCAAUCACCUGCAGUAACGCUGCCACCCACAAUUUUAAUAACCAGAAUACGUUUUCUAUUUCCGCGUUUCAAGAAUCUGCCAAUGACGGGACCAUUAAUCAAACCUUCUCGAAUUUUUCCGCAGAAGCUCUAAUCUCUGAGAGCGAUUUAAUUGGAAUCUCCAAUGAGCCUCAGUCCUCGCGAUCAAACUGCACACAGGGAGCCCAAAGUGGAAAACACACACACACCAGAACUCAAAUGUUUUCUGAUUUCUCAGCGGAGUCUUUGAUCAAUUCUAGUGACCUUGGAUCUGGUCUUUCAUAUGCCAUUGAUAAUCUCAUUUCGAGGUCUGAUAAUAAUGACAACAGUAUUGCUAUGGUUAGCGUGAAUCCCAACUUGUUACACACAGCCACAUCCAGUAUGAUUCUUCCAGACAAAAUGAAUCAGUCCAUGUACAGCACAAGCAUACCAGUAACACCCAUGUUACAAACAUCAGUGUAUCCGCACAGCACGGCCAUGCCCGUCACACCUAUACUUAAGAACCACUCACUGACUAGUAACAUGGAUUAUCAAAAUACUAUCAACACUACGUCUACGGAUCUAACAUCUUACGGCACAAUGAAUAUGACGUCAUUUUCAAAAUAUGGCUUCUCGAGUCCACAGAAACAACAAAAAGAUAUCUUUUCGUAUAAACCUAACGGUACGGUAACCCUCACCUAUCCCACAAGCUCCGUGACUACGUCUCCUACAUUCCUUAAGCAUUCUGUGGACAGCAUCACUGCUUCGCAGCAUAACUCAACCUCAACGACAGGAGCUGUGGCUUUCAAUUCCCCGCUUACAAACAAUGUGGUUUGUCCUACCUUCAACUCAUUGUUCUUUGACCAAAUCAGUCCACAGCAAUUCCCAAUUGGCGGGAAUUCUCAUUCGAAUAACUUAAAUAAAACCUUCCAAGGACCUACGAUGGGGAGCUUUGCUUGAUUGUCUCCAUGGUUACUGUUUUAAUGCAACGUUGAGCUUGUGCAUUCUUUACUAGCUUUACCGUUGGUGUUUGUGAAUAUUUAGACACUGAUUCGGGGCUAGCCCUGAGUAAAUGAGUUGUAACAAGAAACACAGCGAUAAUUUUGAACUCGAAAAUGGUAUAUUUAUAUUUAUAUUUAUCUUACCAAUAAAUAAACUUAAUCGAAAGAUUAAAAAAUACUUGAAUCAUAUGGCUGUACCCCUUGAAGGGCUGCCAAGUCGUUGAAUAGAUACAAAAUAUUUUGGAUUGCGUAAGAGGUAACAUAAAAUAUAAUGUCAAAAAAAAUUAGUAAUGAAAAGAUAUUUUUUCUAAGGUAUAUUUAUCGUAGGCUGUAUAAGUCAUACGAAAAUAAUUUUUUAAUACUUUAGUAUUUAACAGAUUUGCUUUUGUAACGUUCAUUUUCCAUUUUAGUUUUCCCGAAACUUUUUCAGGUUUUACUCGCAGAAUAACUCAAAAAUGGAAGAAAGCUCGGUCUGUAAAUGCAUUUCUAUUCCGUUCCCCAUAUAGUACUAAUAGUAGAAUCUUUUGUUGAAAUGUCAUAUGUUUGUUGUAGGUAAAGGAUACGUUUUGCAGCACGUUUUCUUAAUUUUAUUUUUUCUGAACAUGAAUUUGGACCCAGAAAAAAAGCCAAAACUUACAAGCACGUUUCAACACGGUACUACAACACCCGGAAGUAACAUGACUUCCACGGACGCAACACGAGCUUACAGUUUUAUACCUCUUUUCAAGUCUCUAAAAAACGUUAUCGAUUUUACUAAUGAUUAAAGGCUUCUCAAAUUAAAGUUGCAAGAGCACAUGCCAUAGCUACAACAUUUUAGAUAUUCAAAAUAUAAUUGUAACACUGAAGUAAACUCUCAAACUGUAACUUUAAAUAAAGCGAGUUUAAGAGAG